AGUGGCGUCUCACUGACGGUGUCAUAGGAAGUCCCGGGUGCGCUAAGAGCUGCGACUUCAGUACCGUGGUAUUUAUAAAAGUGCAUCUGCCGGCAGCAGGUAAAUGUUACGUGUGGCGAUUUGUCGGAGAGCCAGGAAAGAGACAUGCGACCUCCCUCAAAGGGGAUGGAGGAAUCUAGUCUGUGCCUUGGCGUCUCUUCAGCGGUACCUGAGGCCGACGCCCACCUCAGCAACUCUGUCCUCAAUGGCCGCUAUCCCAUCAGCCAGAAGCUACACCAGCUGACCGCACAGCUGGGUCAUGCCUUCCCCGACCUCCAGAGCCGGCAGCCCAUCCCUGAGGAAAAAGCCGCCGCCCCACUGGAUGAGAAGAGCCACGCCCCCCUGGCCAGCCAGCCAAUCAGCAGCCAGAUGGCCCUGCUGGCUAACCAGCUGAACCGUGAUAUCGACGCCACGGCGGGCCUUGGCAUGAAUGGCCGGGUGGACCUGCAGCAGUUCCUGAACGGCCAGAACCUGGGCAUUAUGUCUCAGAUGAAUGACAUUGAGGACGACGCGCGUAAGAACAGGAAGUACCCGUGCCCACUGUGCGGGAAGCGCUUCCGCUUCAACAGCAUCCUGUCACUGCACAUGCGCACACACACCGGAGAGAAGCCCUUCAAGUGCCCCUAUUGUGACCACCGGGCGGCACAGAAGGGCAACCUGAAGAUCCACCUCCGCACCCACAAGCUGGGCAACCUGGGCAAGGGUCGUGGGCGUGUCCGCGAGGAGAACCGCUUGCUGCACGAGCUGGAGGAGCGAGCCAUCCUGAGGGACAAGCAGAUGCGCAGCAGCCUCCUGCAGCCACGUCUGGACCUCAAGCAGCACCCCCAGGCUGUCCAGCACCAACACCCGGCCCCACAGAGCCACCAGCAGCAGCCACAGCCCACCUCGGCCUGCGGACUCCUCACACCAGCUGGCCAAGGCCCCGCCACCACUGUCGUCGCCACUGACAACCCCGUACAGCCGUCAGCCUCUCCCAAGCCGGCAGGCCCGCAGGACGAGCAGGCAGCCGUGCCCAGCGGCUUUCGCUGCACCUUCUGCAAGGGCAAGUUCAAGAAGCGUGAGGAGCUGGAGCGCCACAUCCGUAUCCUGCACAAGCCCUACAAGUGCACACUGUGUGAAUUUGCCGCCUCGCAUGAGGAGGACCUCAUCGGGCAUGUUGAGAAGGCGCACAUCACCGCCGAGUCGGCGCCGGGCCAGGGCAGCGGCUUUGGUGGUGAGAAGCCGGCCAACGAGUUCCGCUGCGAGGUAUGCGGCCAGGUUUUCAGCCAGGCCUGGUUUCUCAAGGGCCACAUGCGCAAGCACAAGGACUCAUUCGAGCAUUGCUGCCAGAUCUGUGGCCGGCGAUUUAAGGAGCCCUGGUUCCUGAAGAACCACAUGAAGGUGCACCUCAACAAGCUGGCCAUGAAGAGCAAGCCGCCCGAUGCUGACGUCCCCCUCGGCAUGAACAGCAUAGCUCAGGAGGCCCAGGCCAACCUCUACUCUCGCUACAUCUCCUGCCUGCAGAGCGGACUCCUCUCUCCUGACAAGUCGAGCCUCUCUGACCAGCACCAAAUGCUCACCAAGGCUGGCAUUGCCAUGAAGGAGAAGGAGAUGCUGGGGAAGCUGCUGUCACCCAUGGGUGGCAUGGGCCACGGGCUGGCUGAUGGCGAGAAGCGGCCCCUUCUGGGUUGCCUGAACCUGGUGCCCCCGCUGAAGUCCAGCUGCAUGGAGCGGCUACAGGCAGCAGCCAAGGUGGCGGAGAUGGACCCGCUGAACAGUUACCAGAGCUGGCAGAUCUUGGGCCGUGGCAUGGCCAUGGAGCGCUCCUUCAUGCCCAAGGAGCCACAUCGUGGCACGCGGGGCGGUGACGAAGACCUGCUGAGCCCCAGCAUGCUCUUCACCAAGGACAAGCACAACUUCCCACUGCUGGGCAGCUCUGAUAUCCACAAGCAGAAGUUGCACGUGGAGACGGCGCAAGGGGCCAAGGGUGGCAACGGGGCCCCAUCAUGCAAAGACGACGGGGCCUUUGAAGGCCACCGCGACUUUGCGGGCCACUGUGUGCGGGGUCCAGGCUUUGACUGCAGCCCUGCUGGCGCCAAGGAAAAGCCUGCUGAAUGCCCCGACUGCGGCCGCGUCUUUAGGACUUACCACCAGAUGGUGGUGCACUCCCGCGUGCACGGCAAGGAGCCCCGACUGCCUGAGGAGGGCCCCCAGCAUGGUGGUGGCCUGGACGAGCGCCGUGGUUCUGCUAGUGACCCUGAGUCUCAGUCUAUCAGCCGCUCUACCACACCAGGCUCCUCCAAUGUGACCGAGGAGAGUGGGGCCGGUGGGGGCCACUCCCAGACAGGCAGCGCCCAGGAGGACAGCCCACACCCAUCCUCGCCGUCCUCAGACGUCGGGGAGGAUUCUGGGAGACCGGCGGGGAUCCAGCCACCCUCAACCCCGCAGCACCGGGAACGCCCCAUGGGCUCGGCCAUGAAGGACUGCCCCUACUGUGGGAAGACCUUCCGGACGUCCCACCAUCUCAAGGUCCAUCUGAGGAUACACACGGGUGAGAAGCCGUACCGGUGUCCGCACUGUGAUUAUGCAGGCACGCAGUCAGCCUCCCUGAAGUACCACCUGGAACGCCACCACCGGGAGCGGCAGAACGGGGGAGGGUCCUCAUAUGGACACGCCACGGAGCACAAGGAGGAGCACGCGGCCGGCAAGAGUGGCGUCUUUGUCCGGCCAGAAGUCCUGCGGGGAGUUUUCAAGGGUGUGCCCGGCAGCAUGGACUUCCGGGGCGGGCAGAUGCUUCCCCACCAGUGGGCUGCUCCAGGAAUGCAGGACCGGGACCGCCAUGGGCAUGGACACGGGGCAUCCACUGAAAACACUCCGGACCACACAAAGAGCCAGGAGCCCCCAUCCGCUGAAGGGCCGGCGAGCUUCUCCGACCUCAGCCGGGCCUACCAGAGCAUGGUGGGCAAUGGGAUGAACUUCCAGGGCUCCCUGCAAGCAUUUAUGGACAGCUUCGUCCUGAGUUCCCUGAAGAAGGACAAGGAGAUGCGUGACAAGGCACAGAUGCAGCCGCAUUUGGGCGCUGACGGCAUGGAGGCACGUGCCAAGCGGGGCGAGGCUGUGGAAGAGCGGUCGGACACCAAGCCCGCCGGAUCCAAACCCGAGAAGUCGCAGUACGAGCCGCUGGACCUCUCCGUCCGACCGGACUCCGUCUCCCUGCCGGGUUCUGCUGUCACCAUCCAGGACAAUGUGGCCUGGCACGGCUGCCUCUUCUGCCCAUUCCAGACAUCCUCUGUAGAGCUGAUGGCGCUCCACCUGCAGGCCAACCACCUGGGCAAGGCUAAGCGCAAAGAGGCAGGCUUCCUGGAUGCGAAGGCGGGGGAAGCAUCCUCGAUGGGAAAGGCUGGCCUGGUGAGUGCAGUCCUCCACCCUGGCUAUGAAGCUGUCUCUGCUAAGCCAGAGCCUCACAUGGACAAACUGGUCCAGCAGGAGCUGGGCAAGGAGGUCAAAGGGGAGCCAAGAGGCCCGGCUUGGUCAAAUCACAUGGAGAGUGCAGGUUUCCAGAAUGACUUCUUCAAGCCAUUUGGCAUGUACGACGCAGCCCCUGGUGGCCUGGUCCCCCACGGAUUUGGAGGCAGUGGGCCGGAACAGCAGGACCCUCUGAAGCAGCCCUGCGAUGUAAAGAGCUCGAAACUGUCAGCCAUGGCCGAGCUGUCUGAGGGGCACCCCUGCGGUGACUCGGAGCCAACUAAGGAGCGGGAACACCCACGGUCGGAAGACGAAUUUUGUCCAGCAGACCGUGCUACGAGACCAGGUUCCGACGAGGAUGAGGAUGAGGCAGACGAGGAGGAUGAGGACGGGGAGGAAGAGGAGAUGGAGGAAGGAGAAGAGAACCGCAGCAUGCAGCUGCCGCUACUGAGCGAGGACCCCCAGAAAGCGGGAGCUGCCAGAGCCACCCUGUCUCCGCUACUGGAGAAGCCCUGGCGGGGGCUGAGUCUGCUUUCAUCUGCAGGCAUUCCCCAGGGGUCCCCGAGGCCCGAGCAGGGCCGCCUCGAGCAGCAGAUGAGCAUACUGUCCGUCCUGAGGGCCUACAGCGCAGAGAACCUAGCGGCCUUCAACGGUCUUGGAAGCACCUCAAACAACACCGGUGCCAUCAAGAGACCAGACAUGCCCGCUGUAGUUCACCCUUGGGUAAGAGAGGACGAGGCUCCCCCCCCACCAGGCCUGCCUGCGACCCCCACCCCCACCCAGGAGUGUCACCUAGUCGACACUGAGAUGCAGGAGGACCCUCUUACAGACUAGCGCCCCCCGCUCUGUCUGGCUGGAGAGAGAGGGAGAGAAUGACUGUAAUCGCUACCCAAGCAACGGAGGAAGAGACCAUGAUAACAACUUUGUUCAGAACACAGGAGGCAGACACAAGUCUUUUAAGGGAGCGCCCUCUGCUGGGCUGGAUCGGUGAGCGUGGGCGGACUGGGCCAGGGCCCGCUGAAGCCCCUCCCCCUUCCUUGUUCCUCUUCUCCUGCUGGUCGCGUCUUCGCUUCUUCUUGUUUCCCUUCUGUGACGCUCUUCCGCCUGCCUGCCCCAAUCAGCCUCGCAUCCCUUUCUCUCGUGUGGACGUCGCACCACGAGUCCAACCUGGACGGCAGAGAAACUUUCCGGAAAGUCGUGCCUCCACCCACCGCGUGUAGGAGGCUCGUCGCGACCCUUCGGAAGAAGAACCAGAUCCUAAGGCUGGAGUCGCAAUUUAACCAGGCCGCAUCUUUCCCUGCAUGGAUCAAUGCGCCACCUAGGGUAGAAUAUCCCAGGCCUGACCCGCCCCGCUUCGACAUGUCGGACUGAGUUAUCUGGCCACUGUGAGGCAGCAGUCGAUCUGUUGACAAUCCAGCUGUUUUGCAGGACAGGGCCACCACCUUCAGAACAAAGGGCAUUACCACGACGGUGCUGCCCGUCACUACGGUGGCACCUGAUUGGCCGGUUGCACUUUUUUUGUUGAGCGAACAGUUAACCAAUGAGGACUUCAAGGUGCAAUGUGACCCAAGUUGUGGGCGUGGCUCAGCGAUCUCUCCUCCUGACAGACACAGCGAAAUCUAAGCAGUGACUGUUCAUAUUGUCCACAGUUUGUCCAAAUGUAGAUUCUGUCGAUUCAAUGAAAACUCAAUGUAAUGAAAAUUUAAAAAAAAAAUGUUGUGAAUGUUAUAAGAAAAAAAAAAUACGCUGAGGUGACCGUAAAAACUAGUUUACAAAGUAUUGUCCAAAAUAGAUAGACAUAAAAAAAUCUGUAAUAAGAAAGUGAGAAUCCUACUGGCGUGUGCCCUUUAUCUUCCUAACUUCUUGGACUGUAAUGUUUCAGAUGUUUAUGAAAUCCUGCCGCCCAUCUAUGUUGCAAAGUGUUACUGACUACUGAGAUGGUUUUGAUGUAUUUACUUUAAAAACAAAACGUUAAAAAAAAAAAAUCUAUAAAUACAGUUAUCGUCUAGCCUUAGAUAGUCACACACUGAUGCAUUCACAGAUGUACGUAGUCCUGUAGGUGUAGUAGAUGUAGGCUUUGGAUGAAAGUGUUCUUUGAGUACUGUACUUUUGCCUUCUACAUAAGAAAAAAAAGAUUGACAAUCUUUUCAUGUCCCAUGGAAAAAAAAUAUCCACACGUAAAAAAAAAAAAAAAAAAAAAGACAAACGCUUUUAGCAUAUAUCUUUUUCUCCGAAAGUAUUUUGCACUGUGAUAGUCUGAGGUGGCAUCAGGUGCAGCAGCUACUAACCCAGCUAACUAAGACAUGCUGUGUGUCUGUCUGUCCCUUGACAUUGUGCAAUGUGUCUGUUUCCUGUGACACCCGCCUGGGCUCCUGUCCUUCCUCAAGCCCAUAUCCGUUUCCCCGGGCGAUUCAAAGGACGCCGCUGCGGCAGUGACCGUUGGUAUGGGUGGAACUGGGGGCGGAAAAUCUGAUUGGCCGAGACCAUCCAAACCACGCCCACUCUGUCGUUUGUGUACCUAACGGCUCGGCUUGGUCGAAAACCAUCCACAGCCAAAAAGCUUAAUGCCACCGUUUGGCUCACGUAUGGUUAAAAAAGAGACAGGCAUGGGUUUUGGGUGGGAAGCACGCUGCCGAUUGGGCAUUGAGGAUGCCUGGAAGAGAGAACCCACCAAUCAUGGCGAACCUGGGUGCUUCAUUGACCAAUACAGGCCCGGUUACCUUGCUCCGCCCCGUCUUUCUGACCCUGAACCCUUGGUUGCUGUAUUCUCAUUGCAGUGCAAGCCCAAUGGAUGCUUUUUUUGUAACUACUGAACUGUACUUGUAAUAAAAAUAAUAUGUAAU
Brienomyrus brachyistius is the source of this 6326-nucleotide messenger RNA. RefSeq names its product zinc finger protein 536-like. The transcript is spliced from 5 exons. Bases 145 to 4317 code for a protein of 1390 amino acids. Gene Ontology annotation, cellular component: nucleus. Gene Ontology annotation, molecular function: DNA-binding transcription factor activity, RNA polymerase II-specific; RNA polymerase II cis-regulatory region sequence-specific DNA binding. Gene Ontology annotation, biological process: regulation of DNA-templated transcription. The record is from RefSeq and is a predicted model, not a curated record. Lineage: Eukaryota; Metazoa; Chordata; Actinopteri; Osteoglossiformes; Mormyridae.